This is a messenger RNA of Helianthus annuus (common sunflower), 3013 nucleotides long. RefSeq lists its product as uncharacterized. The record is from RefSeq and is a predicted model, not a curated record. The transcript has 3 exons. Bases 319 to 2748 code for a protein of 809 amino acids. Lineage: Eukaryota; Viridiplantae; Streptophyta; Magnoliopsida; Asterales; Asteraceae.
AAACAGUAGGGCCUUUCUGCAACUCAAGACACAUAACAAAAAACGGAAGAAAACAGGUGCUUCUGAAGACGCAAAGCGAGAAAGCAACGUUCGAUCGAUCGAUCUCUAUUUCUUCACCAAAACGAUACCGUUUUCCGGUCACCGUUAAUUUCACCAACACACGACGUUAUCAGGAUUGAUUAAAGUGUGAUAUAGUGUGAUCAUAAUAUCAGAUUAACAGGGUACUUCGGAAAAUUGAUCCAUCGAUGAGAAGCAAUGUAAUAGCAUGGUCCAUAUCUGGCUUAAUCUUGGAAAUAUUAACUCGUUAGUUAAAUCAAUAUGACACUCGAGGAUUUCUUUACAUCAGUCGAGUUAAAACAUGGGCUCACAACUCCAACACGAGUUCACGAACUCCUAACCGUUAUGCAAAAUGAGAAAGAAAACAUUGGAAAAAAUGUUAGUGACGGAAGUCAUGGAACGCGCCAGUGGUCUGCUAUUGCAACCGCUAUUGCAGCCACUGAAAAUAAAGAGUGUCUUGAUCUAUUUGUCCAGUUAGAUGGACUCUCGUUCAUUGCUAAAUGGCUCAAAGAUGCUCAAAAUGUUGUGGAUGAUAGUGGAAAUGGUGGUUUUGAUGAGUUAAUCGUUGCGUUGUUACGGGGGCUAGAGAGGCUGCAGGUGGACCAUGAUCUGUCUGUUGGUUCGGGAAUUGGGCUAACCGUGCAGGGUCUUGUUGGUCAUAGUAGUUUAGUGGUUCGGGAGAAAGCUAAAGAACUUUGUGAGAGGUGGGCUCCAGUUCAGGACGUUGAUGGAGCUCCGGCAGAUGUCAUUUCGGCUUCUAUUUCUCCAGGUGGGAAUAAUAAUAAUAAUAACGUAGAAAAUGUGGAACAGUCGGUGUGUUCUGAUACUGUUCAACAAGAAACUGAUAAAGACGAGAUGCCAACACAGGAAAUAAUUAUGGUUGAAAACGAUAAAUCUAAAUCGGAAUCGGAAAGUACGCUUUUAACGGGAAUUUCUAGUACUUUGGAAGAUGUGAAAGAGAAACCGGAGAAUAACUGUACUUCAUCCAGUCCUGCGGAACACAAAACGUUGACUUCAGAUAUUGACGUUGACCACGGUUUGGAGUCCGCUACUAAGACCGAAACAAUGGAAGACGUUAUUGACAAAGAUGAAGAGAUGGUGGAUCUAGACCAUGGGGACACCGUAACGGAACUCGAAACCACUAGUAGAAUUGGUGAUUCCGCUGGUGGUGGCGGUUUGCAGGAUUCACCUGAUGCCGAUAAUCAUCCUAAAAUGACAUCGGAUACAGAGAGUGAUGAGGCGGAUGAAGAUGAUAAAAAAGAUGUUGGAACCGAAAGUGGGGAUGAUUCGGCAAGCCAUUCACGAUUAAAAAAACGCGGUGAUGAUUUCAUUAACAAAAGACCGUCUGAUAUGGAACUCGACUAUGGAAUGGUGGACCCGUUAGAGCUUGCUCGACAAGUCGCUAAUGAAGUGGAAUUAGAAGUUGAUUCACCAGAACAAAGUUGCAGUAGUACUACAAGUGAACCUGAACCCGGGCCAUCUUCAAAGGGUUCACCUAGCCCAGCCGAACCUGAACACCCAGCUACUCAAAUUAACGAGACGGGUCAAGAAUCAGGACUUAAUCCCGAAAAGGGUUUUUCUGGGUUUGAUCUUAAUCAAGAAGUUUCUUCUCAUGAAAUCGAAACCGAAAACGAACGUCUGGUUGACCAGAUUGUGACGCCGGUCUCGGUUGUUUCAGCUUCAAGGGCGGCAGCAGCGGAUGGGCUACCGGUUGCCCCUUUGCAAUUCGAGGGUACUCUCGGUUGGAAAGGGUCAGCUGCCACGAGUGCGUUUAGACGGAUCCCUGAAAGUGAAAAGACGUAUUCGUCCUCCUCAAGCCACAACAACUCGAACCAACGUUUGAACCACCUUGACUUUGAUCUGAACGUGGCGGAAGACAGUGACGAUAAAAUUGAUAAAACUCAAGACUUCUUAUCUCGAGACAAAGUCGAAGAGUCUUCGAAACUCCAGUUAGAUCUUAAUAGUUUCGGUGACGGUGACGCUGGAGUUAUUUCUUUAGAUUGGAAACAUGACGGUCGGGUGAGACAAAAUGGGGCCCACAAAAUGGAUUUGAAUUUAAAUGAUCACUUGACUAUUCAAAAUAAUGCGUCGUUUAACAAUACGCUUUUUGGCAAGCCGUUUAACAACAAACGAGACGAAUCGGUUUUUUCCAUUUUUGGUACCCAAGUUGAAGUAAACCACAACGAAUAUAUUCCGCAUCCUACUUUCCCGCCUAGUAAUGGAAGGAUUCCGGAACCUUCAGUGGAUUUCAGUUUGGGUCGGCCCGGGUCCGGGUCGGGUUUUGGGGUUGGAUCUUCUAUGCCUUACGCUAAUCUACCUGCUUACGGUUAUGGCCAUAAUGGUUAUACGAUGGGACCCAUGUAUGCACCGCCCGGUGGACCAAUCCCAUACAUGGUCCAACCCACUUUUCCUCAACCGACACAACCGUUCUUCUUCAACAUGGCUGCAACCGGUGCACCAUCUGGUUCAAACGGUGCUGGCCCGUCACGUAACAGCCUUGAUUUGAACCCCGGCUUCAUAACCGAAAUGGGAAAUCGGGAGAUGAACAACAACAACAUGGGGUUGAGACAGUUUUUCAAUCACAAUCAAGCUUCUUCGAGUUCGGUUACUGGAGGGAAACGUGAAGAACCCGACAGCGGUUGGGAAUUAUUCCCGAUGAAUUACAAGCAUCAACAACCACCAUGGCAAUAGAGGUUUAUUUUUCAUUCAUGUUGAUCGGGUUUCCUAUUAUUAUUAGACACAGUUUUAUAGAUUAGGCGAGCGGUUAACUUUUAGUCGGUAGAAUUCGAAUAAAAACUUGGCAGUGUGGGGGGUGGCAAAGGGUGGAUCUUAUUCAUGGGAAAAGAAAGUAGGUUUUUACAGUGAUUUAUUUCUUAAUUUUCCUUUUUCAGAACUUUGUUCUCAUAGAGUUGUAAUUUCUUCAUCAUAUAUAUAAUAUCAAAGAAAUUUAGAGAAA